Molecule: messenger RNA, 783 nt
Organism: Etheostoma cragini (Arkansas darter)
Lineage: Eukaryota; Metazoa; Chordata; Actinopteri; Perciformes; Percidae
Exons: 4
Coding region: 1-783 (260 amino acids)
Cellular component (GO): trans-Golgi network
Source: RefSeq, a predicted model, not a curated record
AUGAGCCUUCAAACUGUCUUCCUCACGCUCUUAGUUUGUUUUCAAAUUUCCUCACUUCUCUCCCCUCAACCAAACUCCGCUAAGAAGCAGGGCUGCUUCAAAAUCAACAACUGCAAGUGUAUCAUGAAGGAUGGGAGCGGGGUGAUAAAUCUGAAUGCUAUGGGAGACGCAGAGGGUUUCCUGGGGCAUUUCAAGCCUGUGUCAGCUGAGAACAUGUCAGUAGGAGCAGAAAUCCUCCUGUCCUUCAGCCCCUGCCAGCCCUUCUCACAGCCAGAGGACCUGAUAGGAGCCGACUGUACCAACGUUGCUGCAUGUCUCAUUGUCAGGCUCAACAGAUACAGUAGCCGCUAUAUCACUUAUGGAAGACAUGACGGGAAUGAAUUCCACUACAAUGACACCCUGAAGAUGCUGUCUGUCUCAUACUUUGUUCAUGCCGGGCAGCCGCUGACAGUAGUGCAUUACCACUGCAAUCCAAACCAGUCCACUUCUUUUAUCCGGGACCAGAAACUCGGGACUGGGGAGCCCUUGCAGAUCUGGGUGGAGAGCCACUGUGCCUGUCCAAAUGCCUGUGCUAUGGGAGAUCUGGGUAUAGGCACCAUCUUCCUCAUCAUCCUCUCCCUCAGUGCAGCUGCAUACUUCAUCCUUGGUUCCUGUGCUCUCAGGCCUUUUCAGAGCAGCAGUGGAGUCCAGAUCUCUCCAGAGCACAGUGUGUGGUGUAUGAUCUGCUACCUCUGUACUGAGAGUAGGUCUGCAAGAAGACACUACACAGAGACAGCACACUGA